UCUCCAAAUAGCCACGUCAUUCUGGGCGACAGAAGCUGAAGCUACGCUGUUGUGUCACAUUGUACGGUACACGAGACGGUUAGCGAUUGCUGACCGAGUGAUGCAGGAGACUGAAUUCAUUUUGAAAGAAAACCAUUAACGACAUACGGAGGUUUUCGGCACGACAUUUUACGAAUGCGCGAUUUUUCAUCACCCCACUCAGAGCACUUGAGAAAGUUGAAUCAGAGAUAAAAAGCUUCUAUUUAAUGUAACGUUUAGAUGGAUAUAAAAGAGGAGACAUGUGAGGCUGACAUACAUACUAUGGAGGAAAGGAUCGUAAAUGUUAAAGAGGAAGACUGUGAAUGGGAGUAUUUCCACCCUAAAUAUGAGAGUCUGCUCAUUAAGGAAGAGGACUGUGAACUGAGGCCAGUGGGCUUUAAAGAAGAGGAUGGAGAAAUGUCUGUCAGCAGUGUCAAGGAAGACAGCCUUCAUUAUGGACAUCACGGUGAUGCAGUGACCACGUUAGCUUCUUGUCAGAGGAGACACUCUUCAUCUCUGGAGUCUUCUAUCAAUAUGAAGUCUGAAUUUUUACAGUCUGACACAAAGGAGAAGGAAGACAAUUCAUCUCUUACAACUCAGAAAGAUCAGCUGCUGCUUUCAGAGAAGUCUAGGAAAACUGGGUCAGUGAGCAGGGGGUCAUAUGCGACAACUUCAGAGGAUUCCAAAGGAGGACAGUGGACUGAAAGAAGUAAAAUGGAAGGAGACAAACCUCACUGUUGUUCUGAAUGUGGCAAACAAUUAUCAAGCCGGAGUUCCCUUUCAAGGCACAGAAGAAUUCACACAGGAGUGAAACCUUUUUCUUGUUGUGAAUGUGGCAAACAAUUCUCAACCAAAAGUGACCUUUCGAGGCACAAAAGAAUUCAUAUGGGAGAGAUGUCUUAUUGCUGUCCCGAAUGUGGCAAACAAUUAAAUAAUAAGGUUGCAAUUUCAAGGCAUAAAAUAAUUCACACAAGAGAGAAGUCGUAUGGAUGUCCUGAAUGUGGCAAACAAUUAAAAAACAAGAUUCUCCUUUCAAGGCACAAAAGAAUUCACACAAAAGAGAAGCCUUAUUGUUGCAAUGAAUGUGGCAAGCAGUUUUUGCAAAAGAAGAAUCUUCAAAGACACCAAACCGUUCACACAGGAGAAAAGCCUUAUUGCUGUUCUGAAUGUGGCAAGUGGUUUUCGCAAAAGAACAAUCUUCAGAGCCACCAAAGAAUUCACACAGGAGAAAAGCCUUAUUGCUGUUCUGAUUGUGGCAAGCAGUUUUCAAAAAAGAUCAAUCUUCAGAUCCACCAAAGAAUUCACACAGGAGAAAAACCUUAUUGCUGUUCUGAAUGUGGAAAGCAGUUUUCGCAAAAGAUGAAUCUUCAGAGCCAUGUAAGAAUUCACACAGGUGAAAAGCCUUAUUGUUGUUCUGAAUGUGGCAAGCGAUUUUCGAAUGCGAGCAAUUUUAAGAAGCACCAAAGAAUUCACACAGGAGAGAAACCUCACUGCUGUUCUGAAUGUGGCAAACAAUUAUCAAGCAAGAGUGCUUUCUCAAAACACAAAAGAAUUCACACGGGAGAGAAACCUUAUUGCUGUUCUGAAUGUGGCAAGCAGUUUUCGCAAAAAAUCUUUCUUCAGAGACACCGAACAAUUCACACUGGAGAAAAGCCUUAUAGCUGUUCAGAAUGUGGCAAGCAGUUUUCACAAAAGACCAGUCUGCGGAGCCACCAAAGAAUUCACACAGGAGAGAAGCCUUAUUGCUGUUCUGAAUGUGGCAAACAGUUUUCGCAGAAGAGCAAUCUGAAGAAGCACCAAAGAAUUCACACACGAGAGAAACAGCAGCUUGUGAAUUAGGUGUUUUAGGGCAUCAAUGGAAAUAAAUUGUGUGACUGAAAAGUUGAUUCUUCUGCCAAAUGGAGCUAGAAACAGUCACACACCUUCUUGCGGGGUUUGAGGUACUCAUGACUGAAGGAUAAUAUACUGAAAGAUGCAACAGUAGAGCCAGGCUAAUUCACUGGAAACUGUAAGAAAGAAAGCUUACCUGGCCAAGAAAGACAUUGGGACCAAAAUCCAGACAAAAUAAUAGAAAAUAAGGAGUUGUUAGUCACAGUUUGGGGGACAACAAUAGCUACUCAUAGACAAACGGAAGCCAGAAAACUACUUACAUUUGGCCAGGAGAAAUAGACUUACAAAGCCUAGAUAAUUGAAGUGUCAGUUUUUAGUGAUUGUCCGGUUCUAAGAAUGGAGAGGCAUUGCAAUAAAAUAUACUAAGAAAUGCAAUCUGAGAUCUGGCAAAUGUAGUGAAACAGGUGAAAUGAGAGAAUUGCAUAUUAAUAUGCAAAAACCUACCAUGGCAAACGCCAAACUCAAAAUGCUAAAACCUAGGAUACAAAUAUACACCAAGAGAACAUACAGAACAUACAGCUACAAGAAAAUAUGAAAAAAUUCUAAAGAAUGUAAAGUUGGGGGCACCCUGAAAGUAAACCCACCACCUGACAAACAAAGACACACACGGUUUGGAGAAAAAUAUAUGAAGAUGCUCUAAAACAAUAAACGUAACUUGGAAAAGCAAACCACAGACAGGAACAGAAAACGCACAAGAUGAAAGAAAUGGAAUGAAGUGAGGUAACAGCCUUUGAACUAGAAAUCAAACUCGUGUCAAACUGCUGCAUGUGGGAAGACACCUGGUCCAGACGCUCUACCCCACUUUAGGGUAAGGCAUCUAACAUCUGUUUCAGGAUAUGUCUACAAAAAAUCUCCCCAUGGCCUGCUUCUCCACUGUAUGGUUUGCACUCCAGUAGUUGCGUUCAUCUACCCAAGAUCUUGGGUGAGAACAGGUGAUGAGAAUUUUACUCUCACUCUUCUCAAUAGAUUUCUCUCCAAACUCUUAUGAUUUUUUCUCGCAUGAUGUUGAGAAGAUCAAUGACAAGGGAGGUUCUGUCAUCGAUCAAAUAAAUUAAUGUGACAAUUCUGUUGUGGUGCUUGUGUAGCCGGUUCUAGCCCUGCUACUAUAUAUUUUGGUGGACUAUCAUUUUUUCAGUUAGUCAAUAUAAAGAUGUGAGUGAAUACAAAAGAGCUUUGAUCCCAAUAGAAUACGGUCAACCGAAACAAUAGUUUUUCUUUGUCAUGUUUUUGUCUUAUUUGCUUUUAUCUGAAUAUACAGAAUAAGCGAUUGGGACCAUUCAUCUAACUUUGCUGCAAUUAGCUACAUAUGAGUAGGAGUAGAACUUUAUGGACUUUCAAACCUCAGCUUGAUAUUAUUUUAGAAGAAUUAGGUGGACAAGACUGGUGAGCUUUGUUGGGCUGAAUGGUCUGCGCUUGUCAAGUUGUUCUAUUGAAUGAUCAGAAUGGUCUCACUGACAAGCCACAGGACUACUGAUUUUGGCUAAUGCAAUGCUUGGUUUCAGUAAACUACAUGACGCUCUGCCAAGACGUUUUCCAGUAAUUUUCCAAAAGAAUGACAUCAUCCAGGUCCUAUAUAAAGGAAAACAUUUGAGCAAGCUGAACUUGACAUUGUUGUUAAACCUGCCACUUGUAAUUGGAGUUCCAGCAUUCACAAGCAUCUCAACCAGCUUCACAUGAAAAGACUGCACAUUCUGUAUCUUAAGGUAAACCACCUGAUGCAAAGGUUGCUGUAUGGACAUUGAUGGUAAUUUUCAGGUUGUUUGAUUUUAUUUGUUUAAUCCCUUGGUUUUCAUAUGUCUGAUUUCUCUGUUGAAUAAACAUAUACCGGUUUA
Polypterus senegalus (gray bichir) is the source of this 3740-nucleotide messenger RNA. RefSeq names its product zinc finger protein OZF-like. Lineage: Eukaryota; Metazoa; Chordata; Cladistia; Polypteriformes; Polypteridae. Bases 259 to 1857 code for a protein of 532 amino acids. Gene Ontology annotation, molecular function: RNA polymerase II cis-regulatory region sequence-specific DNA binding; DNA-binding transcription activator activity, RNA polymerase II-specific. Gene Ontology annotation, cellular component: nucleus. The transcript is spliced from 5 exons. Gene Ontology annotation, biological process: regulation of transcription by RNA polymerase II. The record is from RefSeq and is a predicted model, not a curated record.